This is a messenger RNA of Neurospora tetrasperma FGSC 2508, 222 nucleotides long. RefSeq lists its product as uncharacterized. The record is from RefSeq and is a predicted model, not a curated record. The annotation marks the transcript as partial. The transcript has 3 exons. Lineage: Eukaryota; Fungi; Ascomycota; Sordariomycetes; Sordariales; Sordariaceae.
GAAUUGCAACCAUCCUCACCUCGUGCCGUCGAUUCGUCGACCCAGCUUGUAGGACCCCGUUGUGGAACCGUAUUAGCGCACCGGCCCAUGGUUGAGAUUCUCCCCUUCCCAAGGUUAGCAGUUGCUACCAUGCCACCCGGCUCGGCAAUCCUUAGCCUUAUCUUGAGAAGCUUCCAUGGCGAUCGAGACUGGUCGUUGUGCGGUACCUGGGAUGGGAGGUGA